GCUCAUUUCCCAAUUCGAGUCCAACGGAGUUGGACAUCGGCGCCGAUCCCACGUCCACCUCUGUCCCCAUGACGACGGGCCUCGCGCUGGACAACCUGUACCGCCAAUACGGACAAGCACCUGCCGGCUCGGCCCCGCGGCCGCCCAAGCACAACGGCGCCGGCGACGACUUUGUACCGGACCCGCUCCCGUUCAACUACGAGAUGCCGCCGCCGCCCGAGAUGGACAACAUGCCGUCCUUUGACGAUCGGUAUGGCCGCAAGCCGUACGAAAAGCACCCGGCGCGCUACGGCAGCCUCCUCUCGGGCAUGCAGCCCUACGCGAACGAUGGCCCAUCGCAGUAUGGCGACGCGCCGUCCCACCACAUGCCGUCGCACCACUACGCCGACCGCCGCGAACCGCAUGGCAUGCAGCACAGCCUCAACAUGGACCGGGGGCACCCGAAGGAGGCGCCGCCGAGCUACGGCUACGCGCCGCAUGCGCAUUCGCAGCACCCGGACCACGAACCGCGCCAGUCGUCGCACUAUGGCAACAACGACAUGCACAUGAUGACGCACGGCGGCAGCAACAUGCACCCAAUGUACCAGUCGGCUGCGCCAAGCUACAGCGGGAUGCACAGCAACGGCCAUGCGAGCCACGCGUCGUUCUCGUCCAUGAUGGACCACCACCCGCCGACGAAGAAGGAGGUGCCGCCGCCGUCGUACCAUCAAGAGUACAUGGAGACGGCGCGCCAUGCGCCGCCGCAGCCCAUGUCGUCAGCGAGCCUCAUGAGCCACAUGGGCUCGAGCGCCGCACCGUCGGGCUCGCAGUCGCAGAACCAGGAGGCGGUCAUCAAGGUCAAGACGUCGCUCAAGAACAAGUACUGGCGCAACGGUCGCCGCAACUUGCAGUGCUUCCCGGCGUGCAAGGUGUUUGGCGACUACUCGCAGAUCAAGAUCGAGGACCUCAAGCAGCACGACUUUAUGUGGGGCAAGUGCCGCGGCAGCCUUAUCGCCGAGGUCUCGCUCAACAGCAACGCGACGUUUGACGACAUUCUGCUCUUGGGCCGCGUCCACUCGCUCGAGAACAUUCCCGUCCCGUUCGAGGAAGCUGUCUUGCGCGAGUGCAUGAUUGGCCGCGUCGUCGAGCCGGAUGUCAUGGACGUCAUCAAGGAGCAGUGGAUUCCCGGCGAGCGCCUUCCGGACUUUAUCAACCAAAACACCAACCUCGCGUGCUACGAGUUCAAGCCCAAGGUGUGGAAGUACACGGACGACAUGGUGCACGGCAAAUGCAAGCGCCGCAACGUGCGCUACUACGUGCAGUUUGAGGCGUUCGUGCCCGUGCUCACGGGCGACCGCCGCUGCUACGUCUGCAUCGGCUCGGGCAUGUCGUCGUCGUUUGAAGUCGGCUCGUCGCGCGUGCUCGCGCGCCAGAAGCGCAAGGCCACUGCCAUGAACGACGACCACGACGGCGACCACGACGAGCCCAAGUCGGACGACGAAAACGCCGGCGCAAAUCGCCCGGCGAAGGCCAUGAAGGUCAACCCCGGCAGCUAUCCGAUCUAGUCGGUCGCUGUCGUAGUAUCAACUUAUCGGGGUCGAGCGUACGAGGUCGACAACUCUUUUCUGUGUCUUGGAGUUCUGUCCAUACUGUCAAUACAAUAUAAUUUUGUCCUGUGUCACCUCUA
Saprolegnia parasitica CBS 223.65 is the source of this 1666-nucleotide messenger RNA. RefSeq lists its product as hypothetical. The transcript has a single exon. The coding region runs from base 69 to 1544 and encodes 491 amino acids. The record is from RefSeq and is a predicted model, not a curated record. Lineage: Eukaryota; Oomycota; Saprolegniomycetes; Saprolegniales; Saprolegniaceae.